ACAACACCCAUAACUCCAGAAGAAUCUCUAAAUAGAGCGGUGAUUCCCGUUCCAUUGCAUUCAAGAAACCACCACGUCCUUCCCCUCGCCCCAAAAACUCACAAAUCACAGUACCAAACAAGCAAAGACUUAUUCUUUCCGAUCAUCAAUGGCUGAUUCUAAGCCAGUGGAGGUCUGUGUAAAAGCUGCUGCUGCUGCCCCUGGCAUUCUUGGAGACUGCCCAUUUUGCCAUAGGAUACUUUUGACCCUGGAGGUAAAGAAAGUACCUUACAAGUUGCACCUAAUCAACACUGAUGACAAGCCACAAUGGUUCUUGGCUGUGAACCCAGAAGGGAAGGUGCCAGUGAUCAAAUUUGAUGACAAAUGGAUUUCUGACUCUGAUGUGAUAAUUGGGAUGAUUGAAGAGAAAUACCCAGAACCCCCUCUGUCUGCUCCUCCUGAAGCCUCCUCUGUGGCUUCAAAGAUAUUCCCUGCUUUUGUCAAGUUUCUAAAGAGCAAGGAUCCCAAUGAUGGGACAGAGCAAGCUCUACUAGAAGAACUAAAGGCAUUAGAUGAACACCUCAAAGCUCAUGGACCAUAUAUCAAUGGCGAAAAGAUAUCUGCUGUUGAUUUGAGUUUGGCACCUAAACUGUACCAUCUUGAAACAACUCUUGACCAUUUCAAGGGCUGGAAAAUCCCUGAAAACUUGGCUCAUUUACAUAACUACAUAAAGCUGGUUUUUUCUUGGGAGACUUUUGACAAAACCAAGGCUGCAAAAGAACAUGUGAUUGCUGGAUGGAAGCCAAAGGUUGAGGCGUGAAGCUGUUCUAAAUUACGACAACGACAAAGCUCCUAUCUAUUCUGUGACAAGACAUGCUAUAAUUGUCGGCACUUUUCUUGUUUUUUUUUUUUUUUUGGAGGUGUGGGGAGAGAGAAGAGGGGGUUGAGUUAGUGUGUUUGGAUUGUAAGUUAUUUGUCCAAAUAUAUUUGCUUACAUCACCAUUAUAAUUUUCAA
Molecule: messenger RNA, 994 nt
Organism: Coffea arabica (coffee)
Lineage: Eukaryota; Viridiplantae; Streptophyta; Magnoliopsida; Gentianales; Rubiaceae
Product: glutathione S-transferase DHAR2-like
Biological process (GO): ascorbate glutathione cycle; cellular oxidant detoxification; protein glutathionylation
Molecular function (GO): glutathione dehydrogenase (ascorbate) activity
Source: RefSeq, a predicted model, not a curated record